GGAUGGAUGACUUCACUGUUCCGCCUGGGUUUCCUUUAUGAUCCCGGGAUCUCCCAGUUUUCUCAUCAGACCUCUCCGAGCGCACAAGCGAACACUUAGCUCCUCUCUCUUGCACACCUACAAGCAACCUCCACAGCAGCAGUGUGUUUGUGUGCGGCACCUUGGCACCUCGCUUAGCUAACUCCACACGAAGACUACAGGUGACAAGUAGCUUAAAGGGACUGUAAGAGGACGACAUAAAGUGCAAUUAUCUUCGGGGAAUCUGCACUACACAGACAAUUUGCACCCAGCUUUCCACAUUUUAUCUUUUCCGUGCUCAGCAUCUAGUGCCAUAAUGUCUGAAAUCCUGCCAUACAGCGAAGGGAAAAUGACCGGCUAUGGAGCAGACAGCGAAGUCAGCCAAAUUUCCUUCAGCUGUCGGCUCCAAGACACCAACACCUUCUUCGGGGGACCUCAAGCAAAGAGACCACCCAAACUUGGACAGAUCGGCAGAGCUAAGCGAGUGGUGAUUGAAGACGACCGAAUAGAUGAGGUGCUUAAGGGGAUGACGGACAAGUCGUCACCCGGCGUUUAAACAAGUAAAGGGAGCCUUUGCAGACUUUUUUUCUCACCGGUUUGAAGCACUUUUCGGCUGUGCAUGUUUGAGGAUUGUAAGGAGAAACGCAGAAGGGAUGAAACGAAGGGGGGAAAAGACAGGGAAAGAAAGACGAAAGAGAGAAGAAAGAAAAGAAUGAGAGACCAAGAUUUAUUUUGGGGUUGCUGGCAAUUCUCCAAACAAAACCCGAUUUCCAAACCACCGCUGCGCAGAAAAGCUGUCGAGAUGGCUGAUUCGUGCAGCUUCGCUUCUCAACUCCUGCCGAUGUAUAGCGAUGGAUGGACUUGCCAUUUCAUCACCACCUUCUUCCAAAAUGCGCUGUAAACAACAACAACAUCACCGACAUCAACUGGAAGCUGAAAUUCAUUUCAAGCACUAUUUCUGUAGCUGUACAGUAUCUAAGCUCGAAGAUCAUCUUUUCUUUUCCCAUACCUAAGUAACAUUGAAAACACGAUCCGCGACGCCGCAUUCGAAGGAGCUGUUCUAUUCAGCACUGUCGAAAGGCAGAAUGCAUUCCUAAUGCUGCUAGAGCUGUUUUUUAAAAAGAGCAAUCACAGACAUUCAAAUCCCGUGCAUUUUUUAAACGACCUGAUGUAUGUAACAUUUCAGAAAUAUAUACAAGGACAGCACCGUUUUAUUGUUUUUUUUUUUGUUUUCAUUUUUUUUAAUUUGAAGUUCAACAAAUACAUUGAUAAUUAAACGAUCUUAGGAGGAAAAUGCAGCUUUUUUCAGCUUUGUUUUUUGUAAUGCAACAAGUGUACAGGCGGGCGACUUCAACAAACCCGCAAAAAUUCAUCCCUUAAUUCCAAUAGUUCCAAAUGACGGAAGUUUUGUUUUCCGCCCAAGCCAGCAGGGAUGGUAAAAAAAAAACAUAACAAUAAUAAAAAAAGACUGACGAAGAUGGUUUUUUUUCCUUUGGUUAAAUAAAAGUUUACUUUUUUCUCCAUCUCUUUGCAUGAACUUCCAAUCCUGGUGCCAACGCGGGUGUCUCCACCAUUCCUAUCUACCCUGGCACGCUUAUUUUUAACAAAAUUCAUAUUUGUAUUUUUAUAUCUAAAUAUUUGUUAUUUAAAUGAUAUGCUAGUCUAACGUCUUACAAUUCAUCAACAAAAAUGUUUGUACUUGGGAAAGGAUAUUCAGACUGAGACGAACAGAGAAUCUAAGAGAUCUGGUUUUGUCUGUCUCAUUCUAUAUCAAGUAUUUGGGAAAAAAGACUUAUUGAAUGUGUUUCGGUUUUUGCACACAUCAAUGUUAAACUAUUACUACAAAAUAUUAUACUGUGACUUGAGCUUCGCUGAUGGAUUUGUUAGAAAUGGCGACUUUAGAAUUUAUUGCACUGUUUACGAGUACCUUCAAAUAACACGUUGUUAUUUGACCACUUUUUUGGACAUUCAAGUUGUGUUUUUUUAUUUUAUUUCUUUUGUACCAUUCUUUUGAAGAAAACUGAAUAUGGUUUGUUGUGCAUGAAACCUUAAUAUUUUCAAUAAUGAAACAUCAUUUUAUGAAGCAAAAAAGCAACAAAAAUGUCAUGACAUUCUAAGAAUGAUUCAUUGUAUAUUAUGAUGCCAUUUUCACUGUAUUUGGUGAAUUAAUAAAUGGUGAAAGAACAUGUA
This is a messenger RNA of Lepisosteus oculatus (spotted gar), 2208 nucleotides long. It is a transcript of the gene camk2n1a, whose product is annotated as calcium/calmodulin-dependent protein kinase II inhibitor 1a. Lineage: Eukaryota; Metazoa; Chordata; Actinopteri; Semionotiformes; Lepisosteidae. The record is from RefSeq and is a predicted model, not a curated record. Gene Ontology annotation, biological process: negative regulation of protein kinase activity. Gene Ontology annotation, molecular function: calcium-dependent protein kinase inhibitor activity; protein kinase binding.